AAGUUCCAGGAAGCUGACCGCCUGACUUCCUGUUAUCAACCACGCCCUAUAUUAACAUUUUCCUUAUUUUUCCAUGAAGCGGCGGAUUAUUAGCAGUAGCAGCUGGAGGUAGGGGAGGUGGGUGGAUAGGAAGAGAGCGAAAGCAGGGGUGGCGGCAUGGCUCGUCUCCUCCUCCUGAGGACUCCUUCUGUCUUCCAACUUCGCCACACUGCCACCCUCCUCAACCAACCCCUCCCACCUCCUCUUCCUUACCCCAACUCGUCCGACUUUUCAGUGCGUUUGCGCUUGUUUCACGAACAUCUUGCUGCUGCUUCGGCCUCUUCGUCCCACGAAGAUGUCUCCUCCUCCUCUGCCUCUGUGCAGGGCAUGCCCAAUCCUCGUUCUUCGGACCAUCCAGAUUACAGGCGGUGGAAAGCCAAAGAAGAAGAGAUCCUCAGAGACAUCGAGCCCAUCACUGAUUUCACCAAGGAAAUCCUCCACUCGAACAGGUACGUGGAUGGGGAGUGUCUUACACUAGAAGAUGAGAAAGUGGUUGUUGAGAAGCUUCUUGCUUAUCAUCCACAUUCACAAGAUAAGAUUGGAUGCGGACUUGAUGCUAUCAUGCAGGUGGAUAGGCACCCACAGUUCAGAAAUUCAAGAUGUUUGUUUGUAGUUAGAACCGAUGGAGGAUGGAUAGACUUUUCCUACCAAAAAUGCCUUCGGGCCUAUAUACGAAAAAAAUAUCCAUCAUAUGCAGAAAAGUUCAUACGUGAACACUUCAAGCGGGGUAGCUAAUCAUUAAAAGUUGAAACACAUUUGGGGGCAAUUCUCUUUUGCCACCAUAUUUCGGGGGACUCGCGGCUAUCAGUUUGGUGUAAGUAAUUAUGUUUUGUAAAUUUUGUUGAGACAAUUUGUUCCAAGUGCAUUUGAGUGAAUUUCUUGUCAAAUCAUGGCUUUCUUUA
Amborella trichopoda is the source of this 941-nucleotide messenger RNA. Its product is annotated as DCL-like protein. NCBI's taxonomy places the organism in Eukaryota, Viridiplantae, Streptophyta, Magnoliopsida, Amborellales, Amborellaceae. The record is from RefSeq and is a predicted model, not a curated record. Gene Ontology annotation, biological process: chloroplast rRNA processing; chloroplast organization. Gene Ontology annotation, cellular component: chloroplast.